GCUUUUGAAGACAUAUACAUUGAACAGCGCAAGACCAUCAAGACCAUACUUGAAUAUGCAGACAAGGUCUUCACAUACAUCUUCAUUCUGGAAAUGCUCUUGAAGUGGGUGGCUUAUGGCUUUCAAGUCUAUUUCACCAAUGCCUGGUGCUGGCUGGAUUUCAUGAUUGUAGACGUUUCCUUAGUAAGUUUAGUUGCCAACGCCUUGAACUAUUCUGAACUUGGUCCUAUUAAAUCACUUCGGACGCUGAGAGCCUUGAGACCUUUAAGAGCCUUAUCCCGCUUUGAAGGAAUGAGGGUGGUGGUGAAUGCCCUGGUAGGAGCCAUACCCUCGAUUAUGAAUGUGCUUCUUGUUUGUCUUAUAUUCUGGCUAAUUUUCAGCAUCAUGGGUGUAAAUCUGUUUGCUGGUACAUUCUUUGAAUGUGUUAAUAAAACAGAUGGAAUAAGGAUUUCACAUUUAAUCGUUCCAUUUAAAAAUGUUUGUGAGUCUUUAGACUAUGCCAGAUGGAGAAAUGUUAAAGUCAACUUUGAUAAUGUUGGAGCUGGAUAUCUUUCUCUGCUUCAAGUUGCUACCUUUAAAGGUUGGACGGAAAUAAUGUACGCUGCUGUUGAUUCAACAGGAAUGGAAAAGCAACCCCAGUAUGAGCAUAACCUGUAUAUGUAUCUUUAUUUUGUUGGCUUCAUUAUAUUUGGUUCAUUCUUCACCUUGAAUCUUUUCAUUGGUGUCAUCAUUGAUAAUUUCAACCAACAAAAAAAAAAGUUAGGAGGUCAAGAUAUUUUUAUGACAGAAGAACAGAAAAAAUAUUAUAAUGCCAUGAAAAAAUUGGGAUCCAAAAAACCACAGAAACCUAUACCCAGGCCAUCAAAUGAAAUACAAGGCUUUGUUUUUGAUUUUGUAAGUAGACAAGCCUUUGACAUCGGCAUCAUGGUUCUUAUCUGCCUGAACAUGGUCACUAUGAUGGUAGAAACAGCUGACCAAGACUCUUCUGUAGAAGAGAUUUUAUAUUGGAUUAAUUUGAUUUUCGUUGUCAUUUUUACUGGCGAGUGUCUCCUGAAAUUGAUUGCACUCCGUUACUAUUAUUUCACUAUUGGUUGGAAUAUAUUCGAUUUUGUGGUUGUCAUAUUCUCCAUUGUAGGUAUGUGCCUGUCACAGAUCAUUGAGAAAUUCUUUGUAUCCCCCACCUUGUUUCGAGUGGUCCGACUUGCCAGGAUAGGUCGAGUCCUGCGUCUAAUCAAGGGGGCAAAAGGGAUCCGCACCCUACUUUUUGCCUUGAUGAUGUCUCUUCCGGCCUUGUUUAACAUUGGUCUCCUCCUUUUCCUGGUCAUGUUCAUCUACGCUAUCUUUGGAAUGUCCCAGUUUGCCUAUGUUAAAAAGGAAGGUGGGAUUGACGACAUGUUCAACUUUGAAACUUUCGCUAACAGCAUGAUCUGCCUCUUUCAAAUUACCACCUCUGCUGGCUGGAAUAGUCUGCUGUUACCCAUUCUCAACAAGGAGCCAGACUGUGACCCUAAAAAAGUUCACCCAGGAAGUUCAGUUGAAGGAGACUGUGGCAAUCCUUCUGUUGGGAUCUUCUUCUUUGUCAGCUACAUUAUCAUCUCAUUUUUAGUUGUAGUAAAUAUGUACAUUGCUGUCAUUCUGGAGAACUUCAGCGUUGCUACAGAAGAAAGUGCUGAACCAUUAGGUGAAGAUGACUUUGAGAUGUUCUAUGAGGUCUGGGAAAAAUUUGAUCCAGAUGCAACACAGUUUAUAGAAUACAUCAAACUCUUUGAUUUUGCAGCCUCGCUGGAUCCUCCUCUGCUAAUACCCAAACCAAACCAUUUUCAGCUUAUCGCAAUGGAUCUGCCCAUGGUGAGUGGUGACAGAAUUCACUGUCUUGAUAUCUUAUUUGCCUUUACAAAGCGUGUUUUGGGUGAGAGUGAUGAAAUGGACGCCCUCCGUGUGCAAAUGGAAGAUCGGUUUAUGGCUGCCAACCCCUCAAAAGUCUCCUAUGAACCAAUUACAACUACCCUGAAGCGGAAACUGCAGGAGCAAUCAGCUAAGGUAAUUCAGAGAGCUUUUAGGCAUUAUCGGCUGAGGAAACCAGUGUGCAAUCCAUCAUACUUAUAUGUGGAUGGUGAUGUUUUUUCUUCCAAAACUGAAAUGACUCUAGAUAAAUUAAGUUUGAGCUUGGCUCUGGAAAAGACAGAAAGAAGCUCCUCCACAACAUCACCGCCUUCCUAUGAUAGUGUAACAAAACCAGACAAAUAUGAACAAGAAAAGUCAGAAAAAGAAGAAAAAGGGAAAGAUGACAAGGAUCAUAAAAAGAAAAUCUGAAACAGACUUGUAAUUCUAUCUACACCAAAUUGUUUACAUCAUCAGAAAAGUAAUACUGAUACUAACAGGAAUCAUGCUGAACGUUUAUGCCAAACUGACCAUUUCUACUAUAUCAACAUAAUAUAUUCAUGCAUUCAAGGUACUUGCAAUUUUAUUGUUGACUGGGUAGUAUGGUACAGACUUAUGAGGACAAGGACAAUUCUUCUUACCAGCUUGCACAGAUGAAGAGGAUUCACAAAAUUACCAUAGGCUGUCAGAAUGCAUUAGUACUUGUGUGUGUGUGUGUAUGUGUGUGUGUUAACAAUGACCAAAAAAUAUUCCCUUGCUGCACUAAUUGUAUCCAAUGUGUACAUCUCAAUUGCCAUUUCCAUCAUGUUUGACAAAUUUGUUAGUGCAGUUGUAUUUCUGUUCACAGAUCAUUGUUUGUGAUUAUGUCCAGCAAUGGAAUUAACUGCUCUUUCACAGAUAUGUUUAUAUACACACAUAUAUAUUUAACUUUAUUACUUAUAAUAAUGAUAUGAUAGUUGGGGACCUUAACCAUUGUAGACAUGGCACUGUUUAGACAUUUAGCAGACAGUGAAUUCCAAAGAUGAUGAGAUCAAGUAUGUUGAGCAGACAAGUAAAAAGUGGUUCAAUAACAUAGUAAUGUGGUUUCUCCUUAAAUGCAACAUGGAACUGUUUACUCAAAUUGCACAAGGCUUAAAACUCAUGUCAGAGUUUAUAGGCUUAUCCAAAGUUAUCCAUAAGGUCCUUCAGAUCUGCAAAUUUCACCCUGAAAAAAAAUUAUUGUUCAGCUAAAUUUACUAAAAACUGUGCACUCAGCCUGCCAGAAAAUAAAUGAGGGGAAUCAAAAUAAGAGAUUUGGCUUCCAGUCAAAAUUCAGUGAAAAGAAAAGCUUAAGAGAAUUGUAAGCAACUGACAGAUGUUCAGACCUUUAACUCAUAUGAUUGGAAGGAGCCAGGAGUAGAUUGAAGGCAAGAUAGAAGCCCAGCUGCUAAGCUAAGAGUGAGGACAGUGAAUGGGUGGCCAGCUGGAGAGAAGGCACAUACCUCCCUUGAAAAGAAAAGGGUAUCCCCACGUGAUUCAUAUAGGUAGUGGGAAUUUCAGGACUCUGGGGGAGAACAUUUUCAGCAUUAUCCAUGAAGCUGGGCGGGCUUUCUUUGGCUGUUGAGCAUUCUUUUGUGCAGGUUGGGAGGGUCUGUUAGGCAGAGGUAGUACAGGUAUGUGGCUUCCUGCCAUAGGCAGGGGCAGGAGUUCCAGCCCCAUCACUGUGCAAGGUCAGCCAGCAGCUUAACCUACCAAUCUGCUUCAUUGGCUGCUUCUGACUUCAGGCUUUGUUGGCAGUUUGUCACUGUUCAGGCCAUUGGCUAUUGUAAAUUAGCUGAAAUCUGCUCAGCCUGCUUGAAGAGGUGAGCUGGGACGCUUCUUUAAGAGUCGAGGCUGCUGUCUGGCAUAACUUGAGUGCUAAAUGGGACUUUCCUUUUCAAAACAAUUUGAAUUAGUUGCUACAUGGACUCCAGCAGUUCUGACUAUUGCUUUCUCAUGCUUUGGCAAUUCUUCCAGCUCUUCAAAUUCUACAGUUUUUAGUUUUCAGUUUAUGUAUGCACAUACAAACAUUCAUAUUGUAGAAGAGGAAUGUAUUCUGAGCUAAUACUUCCUUAGGAAAAAAAAAUCCUGGAUCAAGGAUACAUGUGAGAUAUGGUACAUAAGAAUGCAAAAGCCACAUGGAUUUUACAUUCUCACAUGUAUUCUCCUGUAAGUACUUCUACGUGGAAGAAAUAACAUUAUUAAAUAAUGUUAUUUAAUAAUCCAAAAUAAAAUGUACAUAUUCUAAAAUUCAGUGCUAUAGUAUACACUGUAUAUACUGCCAUGGGUAUUAUCCCAGAAACUUCCUAUAAAUACAGUUGAUGGUAAGACCGGCUCUAAUAACUAUAUCAUUCAUUCUUUCUUAAAAUUUUGUGACAAACAGGGUCCAGCACCAUAAAAACGUACUUAUAAUGGAGUUUUAUGAGCUAUCCCAAGUCUCCAGCAGACUAGGUACCCUUCUGGAAUUUAUUUGGCCAGUUAGUUUAUUCUGAUUUUCACACAUGUACAGAUAAUGGAUUUGCACGAAGGCAUGCUCUACUUCCUAGCUCAUGCAUGAUGGAAAAAUUAGCAAGUAACAAAGAACAAGAGUCAUAACUUGUCCAGGUUUCAGGGUUGCAUAAUUUCAUAUUUUACCUAUUCAUGCUGUCUAAUACAAGAGUUUCUAUACAGUCUACAACGUGUAGGUAAACUGAAUAGAAUAAUAUGGUGGCUUUUCUUCCUGUACUUUUAUUGUAAUCAUUCACAUCUGAACCAGUGAAUUUCACAAUUCAUUUGCUAAACAGGGUUGCCUGUUUAAUUGGGUUUUAAUUGUUUUUACUUUUUAAUUAAUUAAUUAAUUAAUUAAUUUUUUAAGCCACCCAGAGUCUUCUGGAGUGGGCAGCCAUAACAAAUCUAAUAAAUUAAGUGAACUAAGAUAAUUAUAUGCUUGACUUACUUAAAUAUGCCACUUCUUUCUUCUUCCAAAGUAGCUCUAGAGAUAUUGGAUAUGAUCAAAGGUUGAACUUAGAGCCUAGCUCUCAAAAGAUUAUUGAAUCAUCAUCAUCAUCAUUUGAAAGAGAAUUGUUCACAUCUAGGAUUGUAAAGGUUUUGGGUUAACUACUUAAAUAUUUUACAGAUUAAAAAUGCCCACUCAGUAGUGUAUUUAUGUGUAUGUCUAGAAAAAUUGCAGAUAUCAGGUGUUGUCUUAGAAAAGGUAUUCCACUUACUUUCUCACAUAGAAGUGGAUGUCUUUCAGAUGUCUUUCUUCCCAUGACCCAUGCAGAAGCUUUCUAAAAAUGAGCACUUUUUAAACUGGAAACUACUGUUUUACUUCUGUGCAGAACUGAUGAAUUAUACAAUUGUUGAAUACUCAUUAGUUGACUAAAUCAGAUGAUGGUCUUUCCUAUACUCCUUCCACUUUUGUCACCUUGGCUUAUAGGGGAAAUCCUAAAUUAAUUGAACAUGCUAUGCUUGGAAAUGGGGUUAAUGUGUGUGAUUUAGUAAAGUUCCACAAUUUAUUCUGGUUAGAGCGGUAUAGAUUUUAUUUGCAAGAGCUAGAUCUGUUGGUGCAGAAUACAUUUAACCCUCAGAUACGUUUGUUUCUUCUGAUUCAUUGUUUUUGUAGUCAAAUCGGGGAAGUCGUGUCUGAAGCUGAAAGAAACUAAUUGUAGAGAUAUUCUUCUUUUAUAUUUGAUGCUGCUUAUAACCACUGUAUAAUUUUUACUAAUUGAUUAUAUGAUGUGAAACAUUACUAACAAGAUGUACUAUGAACAUCGUAAUUGGUUUAAAAUAUAAAUUUAUAAAACUUUUUAUAAAAGCAUAUUUUAUAUUAUUUUUAAAUCA
Messenger RNA from Python bivittatus (Burmese python), 5721 nucleotides. The record is from RefSeq and is a predicted model, not a curated record. Lineage: Eukaryota; Metazoa; Chordata; Lepidosauria; Squamata; Pythonidae.